Molecule: messenger RNA, 3074 nt
Organism: Bombina bombina (fire-bellied toad)
Lineage: Eukaryota; Metazoa; Chordata; Amphibia; Anura; Bombinatoridae
Gene: SMARCD3
Product: SWI/SNF related, matrix associated, actin dependent regulator of chromatin, subfamily d, member 3
Exons: 12
Coding region: 1668-3059 (463 amino acids)
Biological process (GO): regulation of transcription by RNA polymerase II
Cellular component (GO): nucleus; SWI/SNF complex
Source: RefSeq, a predicted model, not a curated record
AUAUAGACAGGGUGAGGGGGUACAGGCAGGGUGUGGGGUACAGGCAGUACAAGUGGGGUAUAGACAGGGUGAGGGGGGUACAGGCAGGGUGAGGGAUACAGGCAGUACAAGUGGGGUAUAGAUAGGUCACAUAGUGAGCAGAUCAGGCAUUAUCUUUAGAGGACAGAUCAGGAAGUACUUGCAGAGUGUAGAUCAGAAGUGGCUAUAAUCUGCAAAUCAAACAGUAAUUUUAGAGUGCAGUAUGGACAACACUUUAGAGGGCUUUAUAUAGUAAUGUACCUGUAUUAGUAUUAGAGUCUAGUAGAUGUAAUACUAUUAGAGUGCAGUGCAGACAAUAAUAUUAAAGUGUCAAACAAACCAUCAUUUUAGAGUGUAGAACAGACGUAAUAUUAAAGUGCAGCUCAGACAGUACUAUUAGAGUGUAGAACAGGCGUAAUAUUAAAGUGUAGCUCAGACAGUACUAUUAGAGUGUAGAACAGGUGUAAUAUUAAAGUGCAGCUCAGACAGUACUAUUAGAGUGUAGAACAGGCGUAAUAUUAAAGUGUAACUCAGACAGUACUAUUAGAGUGUAGAACAGGCGUAAUAUUAAAGUGUAGCUCAGACAGUACUAUUAGAGUGUAGAACAGACGUAAUAUUAAAGUGUAGCUCAGACAGCACUAUUCGACCACCGAUCAGAAAGUACAGAGCAGACAUUUAUUUUAGUGUAGCUAAUAGUUAAGAGGUCAGAUCAGACAGUACUAUUACAGUGCAGAUCAGACAGUACUAUUAGAGUGUAGAACAGAUGUAAUAUUAAAGUGCAGCUCAGACAGUACUAUUAGAGUGUAGAACAGACGUAAUAUUAAAGUGCAGCUCAGACAGUACUAUUAGAGUGUAGAACAGGCGUAAUAUUAAAGUGCAGCUCAGACAGUACUAUUAGAGUGUAGAACAGGCGUAAUAUUAAAGUGUAACUCAGACAGUACUAUUAGAGUGUAGAACAGGCGUAAUAUUAAAGUGUAGCUCAGACAGUACUAUUAGAGUGUAGAACAGACGUAAUAUUAAAGUGUAGCUCAGACAGCACUAUUCGACCACCGAUCAGAAAGUACAGAGCAGACAUUUAUUUUAGUGUAGCUAAUAGUUAAGAGGUCAGAUCAGACAGUACUAUUACAGUGCAGAUCAGACAGUACUAUUACAGUGCAGAUCAGACAGUUAUUUUAGAAUUUAGAUCAGACAGUACUGUUUGAGAGCAGAUUGGGCAGUAAUUUUAGUGUGUAGUUGAGGCAUUCAUAUUUAAGUGCACACCAGACAGUACUUCUAUAGUGUAGACCAGGUGGUAAUAUAUUAACAUAUAUUAAUAUUAAAAGACAGGUCAGACAUUAGUAUUAGAGUGCGGAACAGAUGUUACUAUUAGAGUGUAAAACAAACAUUACUGUUAGAGUGCAGAACGGGAAUAACUCAGAAUACAAAACAGUCGUUACUAUUAGAGGGCAGAACAGACAUUACAAUUAGAGUGCAGAACAGACAUUACUAUUAGAGUGCAGAACACUACUAUUAUAGUGCAGAACAGACAGUAGUAUUAGAGUGCAGAACAGACAUUACUAUUAGAGUGCAGAACAAACAGUAGUAUUAGAGUGCAGAACAGACAGUGGCUACACGUGCUGGGGAGACAGACACAGGUUGAACGUUGUGUUAUGGCAACUGAUGAUUCGGCAGGAGGAGCUCGCAGGGCCACAAAGAGCAAACUGUUUGAAUUUCUGGUACACGGAGUGCGUCCUGGCAUGCCAUCUGGUGCCCGCAUGCCUCAUCAGGGUGCUCCUAUGGGCCCACCGGGUCCCCCAUUUGGCGGGAAUCCCACUGUUCGACCUGGAAUCCCCCCAACAGUUAUGGAAACUACAAGGAAACGCUCUGCCCCUGCACAGGUUCAGCAACAAGUCACACCUACACAGGGUCGCAGCCGCAGUGCAAAAAGGAGAAAGAUGGCGGAUAAGAUUCUUCCACAGAGGAUCCGGGAGCUGGUACCAGAAUCACAGGCUUACAUGGACCUUUUAGCUUUUGAGCGAAAAUUAGACCAAACAAUAAUGAGGAAACGUGUGGACAUCCAGGAAGCUCUGAAAAGACCCAUGAAGCAAAAACGGAAGCUGAGACUUUAUAUCUCUAACACAUUUAACCCUGCAAAACCUGAUGCUGAAGACUCUGAUGGGAGCAUUGCAUCAUGGGAACUUCGUGUGGAAGGGAAACUUUUGGAUGAUCCCAGCAAGAUGAAGAGGAAGUUCUCAUCAUUCUUUAAAAGUUUGGUCAUUGAACUGGAUAAAGAUUUAUAUGGACCAGACAAUCAUCUAGUGGAGUGGCACCGGACGCCGAGUACCCAGGAGACAGAUGGCUUCCAAGUAAAGAGGCCAGGAGAUGUGAGCGUUCGUUGUACCCUUUUACUAAUGCUGGAUUAUCAGCCGCCACAGUUUAAGUUGGAUCCACGCCUUGCACGUCUCCUUGGUCUUCACACGCAGACACGUGCAGUCAUUAUCCAAGCACUAUGGCAAUAUAUCAAAACCAACAAGCUGCAAGACUGUCAUGACAAGGAGUAUAUCAGUGGAGACAAGUACUUUCAACAGAUAUUCGAUUGUCCCCGACUGAAAUUCUCAGAAAUUCCACAGAGACUGACUAAUCUGCUGCUACCACCGGACCCAAUCAUUAUCAACCAUAUCAUCAGUGUGGACCCCACAGAUCAGAAAAAGACAGCCUGUUAUGACAUUGAUGUGGAAGUUGAAGAUCCUCUUAAGAGUCAGAUGAGCAGCUUUUUGCUUUCCACUGCAAACCAACAGGAAAUCACUGCUCUGGACAACAAGAUCCAUGAGACCAUUGAGUCAAUUAAUCAGCUGAAGAUACAGAGAGAUUUUAUGCUCAGCUUCUCCCGGGACCCUAAGGGAUAUAUUCAGGAUUGGUUGCUGUCACAGAGCAGAGAUCUUAAGAUUAUGACAGACGUGGUGGGGAACCCAGAGCAGGAGAGAAGAGCCGAGUUCUACCAAGAGCCGUGGUCCCAGGAGGCUGUGAGCCGCUACUUUUACUGCAAGGUGAGGGGGAGAUGAUGACAAGAUGGGGGG